AUUACUUGGCAUUCAUCGCCAUUCACUUCAAAUUGAAUAACUGUGCCGUUUUGGCGUUCAGACUGAGGGACAGAUCCGCCAAAACUAGUCUUUUACUGGACAUUGAAUGGGAGGACAACCCGGAAGUGCCGGACAUGGAGUCAAUCGAAUGCGUCGGUUGGGAGAAGAACGAGAAGAACCUAUUGUUGCCCCGAGUGGUCGACUUGAGUGCACUUAUGGAUCCGCACCGGUUGGCCGAAGGGGCCGUCGACUUGAAUCUCAAGUUAAUGCGCUGGCGAUUGGUUCCGUCUCUCGAUUUGGACGCCAUAUGCGCCACAAAGUGUCUUAUCCUGGGUUCAGGAACUCUGGGCUGUUCUGUAGGCCGAGGAUUAUUGGCGUGGGUUAAAGAAAAAUGCAGACAAGAAGUGCAACUUCUGGAGCAACUGAUCGAUGAUAACGAUGUGGUCUUCCUAUUGAUGGACACCAGAGAGAGCCGAUGGCUGCCGACAGUGUUG
Messenger RNA from Oppiella nova, 494 nucleotides. NCBI's taxonomy places the organism in Eukaryota, Metazoa, Arthropoda, Arachnida, Sarcoptiformes, Oppiidae. The record is from the annotation of a GenBank genome assembly.